Messenger RNA from Protopterus annectens (West African lungfish), 3875 nucleotides. RefSeq names its product toll-like receptor 12. The record is from RefSeq and is a predicted model, not a curated record. Gene Ontology annotation, cellular component: membrane. Gene Ontology annotation, biological process: inflammatory response; toll-like receptor signaling pathway; immune response. NCBI's taxonomy places the organism in Eukaryota, Metazoa, Chordata, Ceratodontiformes, Protopteridae. The transcript has a single exon. The coding region runs from base 3 to 2012 and encodes 669 amino acids. Gene Ontology annotation, molecular function: transmembrane signaling receptor activity; protein binding.
UAAUGGAGUCCCACCUCCAGUCAAUCCACAACCUUACCGUGAAAGGAAGCCAGGAGCAGGAUUAUGGCUUCGUGAAAACCAUUUGUCAAGUUGCCAGCAGGUUCAGAGUUAAGCAUCUGACUGUAAGUAUCAAUCGGAUGUAUAACAUUUCCAAUGAAAUAAUUGCAAAGUGUGUUCAGCUGGAGAGUUUAGACGUUCAUAGUUGUGGAAUAACCAGCUCAGAGUCUGGAUUUCUGUAUACAAUGAAAAAGCUCAUACGUUUGGAGAUGCAAGGCAACGAUUUAAAAGUAAUUAACAUCUGCCCUGAAAACAAGACAUUUACUGCUCAGUUGACUUAUUUGGACCUCUCCUCUAAUUCUAUAUAUGAACUUAAGUCAGGACAAUUUUCUUGUAUGACUUAUCUGCGCUACCUCCGCCUUAGAAGCAACGAAAUGGAAACCAUAGAGGAGUCCGCCUUUCAGGGUUUGGAACAACUGAUAGAGCUGGACCUAACUGACAACAGAAUUCAGAUGAUCGAGAAAAAACAGCUCAAACAUAUGAAGGUUUUAUCGUCCCUCUUCUUGCGCGGGAAUAACAUCAAAGUAAUCAGCCCGGGGGCUUUGAAAGACCUGCCUUUACACACACUUUCCCUGACUGUUAUAGAGAAUGGUCGUCAUAUCACCCUUUUAGAUUUUCCUGCUGGAGUCAGGACUUUAUAUCUGGAGACGAAGGGUGACUUAGACGCGAUUGUUAGUAAUGCCUCUCACUUGACCUCCUUAGAGAACUUGUACCUUUAUGGGAGCGGCAUUUUGUUUUGGUUUGAAGACUGCGCGUCUGCACCGAUGGCGACUACACUAAAAGAGCUCCAUCUUAAAACUGCCAACCCUUUCUGCUCUGAUAAACGAUUCGACGCGUUUGUUAAUCUUGAGAUACUGUAUUUACAGAAUCAAGCCAGCACUUACACGCUACUUCCACUUAACAUUCAGACACUGAAGGUGCUGUACUUAGAAGACGUAAUUGGAACAAUAGAUGUCCUCCCUGAACAGACACAACUACUUUUUAGAAACUUGACACUCCUGAGGUGUUUAAUUCUGAAGAAUUCUGGCAUCGUGCACUUUACUGCUGCAAUGUUUCAGGAUCUUGUGUCCCUUGAAGUAUUUGUGGUUCAGCGUCAGAAUAUUUUGAUUCUAGAAUCCGAGUUGUUCCAAACUGCCAUUAGCUUAAAUUUAAUUUUAUUCCAGGGAUGUGUUCUACAGUGUGACUGCCACAAUGAUUGGAUAAUACGUUGGGCUGCAACCAGAAGGAAAAUGUUAUUAAAACUUGGUCAUGUAAAAUGCUUAAGACUACAUCUCCAUGAACAUAGUAAUUUUGUUAAAUUUCUGGAGGAUGUGUGUGAAUAUUCCUACGAAUUUAUGUUUUUUACUGUAACAAUUGCAUUCCUAUUACUGUUUUUGGUUUUCACGAUUGUUUACCUUAAAGCUGGUUGGUUCAUUAUAUAUCUACUUUAUAGUCUUCGUAUGCACUUGUCAAGAUUAACAGGCAAGGCAUCGUACAAAACGCAAUACAUUUAUGAUGUGUUUGUGUCAUACAGCAGUAAGGAUGAACGGUGGGUUGUCACGGAGCUUCUUCCAAACUUGGAACAUAAGGGACCACCUUUCCUCAAGGUGUGUCUGCAUAACAGAGACUUUGAGGUGGGGAAGGACAUUUUAGAUAACAUUGUAGACAGUAUCAAUAGCAGCAGGAAAACAAUCUGUGUGAUCACCCGUCACUACCUACGGAGUGAAUGGUGCUCCCUGGAGAUGAGAAUGGCCACUUAUAGGCUCCUAGCAGAAAGCCAAGAUCUUCUCAUGCUGGUGUUCUUGGAGAGAAUCUUCUCCCAUGAGAUUUCAGCCUUUCACAGGCUGGCAAGGAUGACCAAGAAGAAGACCUACAUUGACUGGCCAGAAGGGGAAAAUGAAAAACAGAUGUUCUGGGGAAGGCUGAAAAGGACCCUCAUGGAAGCAAAAAAUCAUGACCACUCAAUUCACAUUUAAAUUUUUCGGUUCAUCUACUAUAGAUUUGCGCCUAAUGUGAACGUUUAAUUUGUCAAUGGGUCAAGCAAUUACACACACUUCUGCAAAUGGACAAGCUCUCUGCUUUUUCAUAGACAUUGCACGUGAAAAGAAUAUCAUUCUCACGGGUGUUUGAUACCUUUCUUACAGAGAGAGAGCAGAAAAUUGUGUGGUUUUACCUGCCGCUAGUAUCCCUACCAAACCACUUAAACAGUUAAAUUGGUACUUUAUACCAUUGGGCCUCCGCAGUGUUCUGUAUACUGCAACAGCUACUUUCCCCUUCUCCUUGUUCAUGUAUUUGUGUAUUUUUAAUCAGACACAGCCCAUUAAUCAGACAUGUUUCUUGUCAGAGAUGACCUAAGAGUUUUAGCAUGGUUGAAGGUUUUAUGCAAAUUGACAGGUAAAAACUGAUGGAAACUACCCCAUAUCUACAAGACGAAGAUUACUGCUAUUUCACGGACUUUUGCCCUAAUCUACUAUUACACUAAAAUAAAAACUAUUCUCAAAUAUCUGCAUUCUCAAUACAGACAGAACUGAUGCUGAUGUACCAGUAUAUUAAGAGGGCACUACUAGACAGAGGACCCCCAUGCUGACCAGAAUCAGCAGUUUAGUAUGAAAAAAUUCUAUUUAUAAGGGACACAUACACUGCAGUACCUAGUAGCUGUUAGCAUCACUCUGCAUGUUUUGAUGUUCUAGUGCUUGGCAAAUAUAGCUGUUUCGCAAUCAGCCAUAUAAUAACCAGCAGCAAGUACUUAAAGUUGCAAUCUAUUUCAUUAAGAUAAUUAGAUUAUAAUGUUAAAAUAGUAAUAUUAAGAAACAUUUUUGGUAUGUUUUCUAAUGAAGGACUUAUUUGUUUUAUAUAGUGGAUGAAGUGGUAUUACUAACUCUAUAAAAAGAUCCAUUGUAGUUGUCUUGUUUAUGUGGGCUAGUCAAAUUAUUUGUGACAUAAUGCUCUACUCAGACUUAUGGCAUAAACACAUCAGAUAUUACAGUCUAACUUUAGUUUAAAGUAAUAUCUUAAAGGAUAUGUAUUGCAGUUUCAAAUUAUAUUUUGUCUUCUGUAGCAGCUGUUAAUAGAAAGCUUAUCGUUUUAACACACGUAUAUACCAUUUAUUUAAAUAUUCGGUAACUUGCGUAUUAUUGCAACCACAUUCAGGCGAAGCGGUUCAUUUCCAAGCCAUUGUUCUGACGAAAAAUGUUACAUAUAACUCAUUAUUUUUUAAAGAGAUUCACAUAUAAAUGUUACAAUCAGUUUUGAUCAGUCCAUUAUUGGCCACCUAUACUGAUUCCCAAAUAUGGGUAUCUGUACAGCAUGCUGCCUGCGGAAAAGUAACAACUCUUUCGUAUGAACUUCAAAAGUCAAACCGUGACAUUGAAGGUGUUUUUCUUGCUAAGAUUUACAUUCCAGGCACUGUAGUGCAGUCUCCACAUUAGCUACGGUGAAUACAUUACAAGUGUCCGUUAGCGGCAUCCUCAGAGACAACUGUAUUAUCAAACAGAGGGUUCCCAAUAACAGUAAGUACGUUAGUGAAGCGAUUCUGUACAGGAGUGUCAGGAAAUAACAGCAGAUAAUAGUGCAAUUUACGUGCAUUACACAUCAUGUAAACCUAUUUCCUUGGAACAGUUAGUUAUUUUUGGACAAUUCUUUCUUCUUUGGAAAUAUAAGAUUCCUGUGUAAAAAGCUAACGGAGCUUUAAAAAACAACUGGGGCUAUUAAACUCAAGUCACUGAAGAACAAAUGGCACUUACGUAUUGCUUCGCCUUUUCGGAAUGUGGUUGCGAUAAUACGUAAAUACCAAAUAUUCUUAUUUUUUAAAUAAUUUGUAUUAACAGUGGAAACAUUAA